Messenger RNA from Humulus lupulus (European hop), 2767 nucleotides. Its product is annotated as protein ENDOPLASMIC RETICULUM-ARRESTED PEN3. The record is from RefSeq and is a predicted model, not a curated record. The transcript has 3 exons. Gene Ontology annotation, biological process: protein homooligomerization. Gene Ontology annotation, molecular function: protein binding. The coding region runs from base 48 to 1460 and encodes 470 amino acids. NCBI's taxonomy places the organism in Eukaryota, Viridiplantae, Streptophyta, Magnoliopsida, Rosales, Cannabaceae.
AAUUUUAGACUGACUGGUCACUCUCUUUCCGCCAUCAAUAGAACUUAAUGGACGACCCAACUUUCCACUCUCCCAACGACCGUAUCAAGCUCAACGUCGGCGGCAAGCUCUUCGAGACCACCGUUUCUACGCUCCGCUCCGGCGAACCCGACUCUCUCUUAUCUGUCCUUUCCAGCCGUCCAACUCCUGACCCCAAUCCACUUUUCAUCGACCGCGAUCCGGAGAUCUUCUCCGUCCUACUCUCCCUUCUCCGAUCGAAUCGUCUCCCUUCUACGGCUCGCCGCUUCUCCAAGCAGGAACUCGCCGAUGAAGCUCUCUAUUACGGAAUCGAGUCGCAGCUCAAGUCUGCCAUGUCUCCCCGUCCCUUUGACGGAAUCGAUGCUUCCAUCGUUGCCACCGUGCGUCCCGCCUCCGAGGGCUUCGCAUCAGCCUUCACCACCGGAGCCGGCGACGGAUCGGUUUGGAUUGCUCAUGGCGGCCAAAUUUCGAGCUACGAUUGGAAUCUGAUCCAUACGGCAACGAUUCGAACACAUUUGGAACACGUGACCUCGAUUGCCCGAGUUUACUCGGAACUCGCCGCUUUAGGGUCCGAGACCGCCGCGGGACUCCAUUUCUACAAUUUUUCCGGGGGCCGAAAUGUCGGUUCCGUCCACUGGAGGGACCCGUCCGAUCCGCGUAUCUUCAAAGCGCGCGUGAGUGCAAUCACCAACUCGCCAAGCUCAGUUUUCGCUUCGUUCCAUUGUCCACAUAAAGAGAAUUCAAUCCUCGUGAUCGAUAAGUCAACGCUUCAAAUACAGUCCGAGCUUGGCCGGCAGUCCGGUAGCUCCGCAAAAAAUUUGGUUCCCGGAAAGCUGACGUGGCUUCCGGAAACUGGUGUGGUCUUUGCAAGCUCUGUAACUUGUGGAGCGUUUGGGUUUUCUGGAUACAUUAGAUUGUGGGACCCGAGGUCGGGGGACGUGGUUUGGGAGACGAAUGAGCCAGGCUCGGGGCGAAGCGGGAGGUUCGGUGACCCAUUUGCCGAUGUGGGGGUCGACGUGGAGGAUUCAAAAUUGUUCAAGGUUUGCUCCAAAUCGGGAGAUUUGGCUAUGGCGGACUUGCGUAGCUUAAAAGAGGAUCCAUGGAUAUACUUGCAAGACAACAACCCAAGCUUGAGGACUACUAGCGCACGUGGUAACAUUGUGCUACACUGUUAUAAUAAACAAGUAUUUGUUGGAAGAGAUGGUGGUUUGGAGGUUUGGUCCAAAGUUCCCAAUAGUAAAAAUGCAGCCCUGGAAAAAGAAAGUGGGGUUUGUGAAGGAUUGUAUAGAAGGAACUAUGUGGAUAAAGAGGAGGAUUCUGAGAGAGGGGUCAUUGAGAAAAUUGAAGGUGGAGGUCAAAGAUUGUUUGUUUGCAGACAAGAUGCUGAAGGCAUUGAAGUGUGGGAAAGCUCAGAUUCUUCCACUGUUGUGUCACUUCUUUGAGCUUUUUUAUUUGGUUAUAAUUAUUCUUUGGAAGUGGAAGACAGGCUUGAGCUUGGAUCCUUGAAGUUUGAGAUGCUAAAUGGAAGCAGUAUUUGAACACAAGUUGACCAUAUUUACUAAUAAAGUUGUAUGCUGAUCUUAGGUAGUAAUUGUAACUAAAUUUUUAGGAAAGAAUUGAAUGAACGGUGAUUAAAAUUCUGAAUGGAACUGGUGUUGGCUCUCACUGCAGCAUUUUCAGAAUGUUUUUGAGUUAAGCUCUAGCUUGAAUUUUGGUCAGCCAGUGGCCCAGCUUCCAUUGCACAAUCUGACCCAGAUUUUCUUCAGCCUCCUUGUCUACAUCAUAUAAAGCCUGUAGUGCCACAAAGAAAUAGUAAACAAGCAAAAAGAACUCUCCAAGCUGAUUCUCAAGAAUGAAUCUCCUUCGUGGGAACUCAUUGUGAACAUAUUGAUAGCUGUGGAAGCCAAUGGCAACCAAGGAAGCCAUAAAAGGCAAUCAAGAAAGUAAAGGCACACCCCAGAUCUUUGGCUUCCUUAACAGUUAAUUUCCAGCCUUACCUAGACCGUCAACAUAUCUGAUCCAACUGUCGUUGGUUACUGUUAAGGAGAUUGGUGAUCCUAGACUGUCAGCAGAACCAAUUGAUGAUCAUAUGAUGAGUACCACAAAUGCUGUCAGUUUGUUCCUAUCAGAAUCUGAUAUCUCGCCAUGGCGUAAUCACCUCACUAUCAGUGCAAUUGCCAUGAGGGAAAAUUAUAUACUGAGGUGUCAUGUGUGAGUUCAUGCAAUGUGGAUGAAGUAAGAAGCUUGUCUGAUGAGACUAGCCAACAGAUCAGUAAUAACAAUGUACUUAGCCAAUUCAAUCCAUCCCCAUUGCUACAGUGAAUGGAGCAUAGCAGGAAAAUGUGGCUGCUAGUAGGCAGUACGCAACUAUAGUGAUCUUCAUGGGCGCCAAUCCAAUUGGAAUAUCCUACCCUGUGCGGUGUUCUUCACCUCCUCUCCAUCAUGGCAGCCUAUCAAAUUGGGACAAUGUAGGAGAAGAAGAGCAGAAGAAGUGAAGCUUCAAGAUGCCUGCAACCGUGAAUGGUGUAAAGGAUGUCAUAUUUGCAAGAUUAGCCUUGGUUAGUCUUGCUACUAUUGCUGCAUGACGAGUUUGACUUGUAAUGUAAAUAUCUUCAAUUAUUUUAAGUUUUAUAAAUAUAUAUUGGCAAGCAAGUUGAUAGCUAACUAACUAUUUACACACGUACAAGUUAGAGCUAUCCCAACACAUUUAACUGUUUAUACAUUAAUUUAUUACAGAUCUUUCACCAUA